Molecule: messenger RNA, 1232 nt
Organism: Chironomus riparius
Lineage: Eukaryota; Metazoa; Arthropoda; Insecta; Diptera; Chironomidae
Source: the annotation of a GenBank genome assembly
GUUUUAGCUGUACUGUAUCUUAUAGUUUUAGUAAGAUAAAAAAUAUUUAAUUUAUUAAGGAUCCAGUCCUUAAACUUUGUUAAUUUAAGUGAGAAAAAGUCCAAGAAACACCCGAAAGUAUUUGUAAAUUGAAAUGUACAUGUAAUAAUAGAUGGAAAGUGAAUAUAAUGCAAAUUCUUCAUUUUACCUCAGUUUUCUGAGCAGAUACGUUGAUGACGUUAAUUUUACACUAUGGCUCCACCGAACAGUCGUAUAUCCACUCAUAGUGACAUUUUUGCUUCCAUUUGUGUUCGUCUUCUUGAUUUACUUCUCAAGCAUUUCUCUCUAUAUUUUUAAAUUUCACAGUUGGCUUCUACUCAAAGAGAUUAAAGCUGAUGAUGUUAAGUUCUGGAAAGUCGCGAUAAAAUUUAUCGCAGCUGUUUGGGACGCUCACGCAACGCUAUAUCAUGGCUAUGAAAUUUGUGGAUUAGAGCAUCUACCGAAAGAUUCAAAUGGUUUACUAAUCUACUAUCAUGGAGCUAUACCGAUUGACAUGUAUUACUUUGUGGCAAAAAUAUACUUAAAGUAUGAUCGACUUAUUUAUACUGUAGGAGAUAGAUUUCUAUUUAAGUUGCCGGGGUGGAAGAUAAUUGCACAGGCGUUGAAAGUUUCACCUGGCACGAUCAACUCUUGUACAGACACUUUAAAGAAUGGGAAUUUACUUGCUAUAUCACCAGGUGGCGUUUAUGAAGCGCAAUUUGGGAACCACUACUACGAACUUUUAUGGCAACAGCGUCUAGGCUUUGCAAAAGUAGCUAUGGAGAGUAAAGCUCCGAUUAUUCCAAUGUUUACCGAGAAUUUGAGGGAAGGAUUUCGAAAUAUUGGGCUUGGACGACGAUUCUUUAUUAAAAUGUAUAAUUUAACUCGUAUACCUUUUCGUCCAAUUUAUGGCGUUCCAUUCGUUAAGUUACGUACUCACUUGGGUCCACCUAUCUAUGUUGAAGAAGGCGAUACACCCAAAAAGAUACAAGAAAAGACAGCCGCUGCAAUAGAGAAACUUAUUGUUGAAAAUCAAAGAAUUCCGGGAUCUAUUGUCGGUGGUAUUUUAGACAGAAUUUUUGAGAAACGUAAGAUUGAUAUAGUCGUUAAUUCAGCAAGACAAAAGAAAUUUAUGAAUAAUAAAGAUUUAUAAGAGCAAGCAAACAAAAAAAUGGUACUGAAAAAUCAAUGGAACAAUUUUUUGUUGUUUAUUG